Messenger RNA from Vigna unguiculata (cowpea), 1369 nucleotides. RefSeq names its product tobamovirus multiplication protein 2A-like. Lineage: Eukaryota; Viridiplantae; Streptophyta; Magnoliopsida; Fabales; Fabaceae. The record is from RefSeq and is a predicted model, not a curated record. Gene Ontology annotation, cellular component: membrane.
UGCUGUAAAAUGAAAGGUGGAGAUCGUGUACAUUUUUAUGGACGCUGUAGACGAUCCUGCCUAUGCCAGAGUGGCAAUUUGUGAUUUGUCGCCUUUUUCUGUGUCUUUAUCACUGUUUUCUUCUCUGAGUCUCCUUCUAACUUCAAUUUGGAAAGCACGCUUCGCAACUUGCAACUCGAAAUCGUCGAUUUAUUCUGGAAGUGCCUGUCUGCUGAAAAUAUAUAUAGGGCAUUGUUGUUCUCUUUUUGUGAACUGCGGUGGAGGGAUUGAAGUACCGUUAUAGGUAGAGGAUGGCAUGUAGGGGAUGCUGGGAGUGCCUUUUGAAGCUUUUGAACUUCAUAUUGAGCCUCACUGGUCUUGCCAUAGUGGGCUAUGGAAUCUAUCUUUUUGUUGAAUUCUCUAAAGCUUCAGAUGGCGACACUCUGACGACUUCUCCUGUCAGUGAUGAUUCUGCCCUGAUUCAACUUGGUCGGCCCGUGCUUAUGACUGUCUCUCUAUCCGACGAUUUUUUUGAUAACCUGCCCAGUGCUUGGUUUAUUCUUUUAUUUAUUGGUACUGGAGUAGUUCUCUUUCUCAUUUCUUGUUUUGGUUGUAUUGGAGCUGCAACACGGAAUGGAUGCUGCCUGAGCUGUUAUUCAAUUCUGGUGGUAUUAUUGAUCUUGGUAGAGCUGGGAUGUGCAGCCUUUAUAUUCUUCGACAAAAACUGGAAAGAAGAAAUCCCAACAGACAAAACUGGAGAUUUUGAUGCGAUAUAUGAAUUUCUGAGUGAGAAUUGGAAUAUUGUGAGAUGGGUUGCUCUUGGAAUUGUUAUCUUUGAGGCCCUACUUUUCUUGUUAGCCCUUAUUGUUAGGGCUGUAAAUAAGCCUGCAAGUUAUGAUAGUGAUGAGGAGUUCAUUAAUCCAAGGCAGCCAUUACUCAACAGACCAGCACCAGCCCCAGUAACAGGGUUACCAGUUGCUGGGACUAUUGACCAACGUCCAAGCAGAAAUGAUGCAUGGAGUACACGGAUGCGGGAGAAGUAUGGACUUGAUACUUCGGAAUUCACAUACAACCCAUCUGAGUCCAGCAGGUUCCAGCAAGUGAACUCACAGCCAACUGAAGAAAAGAGCCGUUGCACCAUAAUGUGAUCUCUUUUUCUGAGUUUGUGUUCACAACUCAAGCUGUUACUGGUUCACUCCAUGACGUGUGACCAACAUCAUCUUCAUGUUUGUGUGUAAUAUUGUGCUGAGACGUCAAAAUUUACAGUGGCGUUGCUGUAAAUAAAACCCUUAAAAAUGGUUUCAUUCGCAUGUUUGUUGUAUGUGGAUUUUCUGCUCUGUGACAGUUCAAUUUGGAGUAAAUUAAACCACGGCAUUUCUCCGUUGAUGAA